Messenger RNA from Strongylus vulgaris, 231 nucleotides. The record is from the annotation of a GenBank genome assembly. NCBI's taxonomy places the organism in Eukaryota, Metazoa, Nematoda, Chromadorea, Rhabditida, Strongylidae.
AUGGAACUUGUAUUUGUGCGAAAAUUCCCAGAGGCACUGCAACACUGGAAAACAACAGGAGCAGGCCUACUCACACGAAUGCAGGCAUUAGAACCGUAUCCAGCAAGGAGUGGUGCGAAACUUUCCGCUGAAGAUGCUGAAUACGAACAGGCGAAGGAGUUUUUGAAAACUCUUGAUUCGAGUGAAAAUCCAAGUAUUGUAAGUUUAUUCAAUAUAUCUCUUGUUUUUUAA